AUGGACUCAUCAAAAUUUCAUGUUGAAGUUAAUGCUGGAAAAUGCAUAUAUGAUGGUAAAAUGGUAAAACCUGAUAAAAGAAAAGGGAAACUAGUUCUUUAUAAAAUAUUUGAUAAUCUUUAUAACUUUCAAUGGAUUAAUAGAGAAAAUAAUGAAGUAGAGGACAAUUUAAUACUAACAAAAAGUAUUUCUCUAGAGAGAGUAGAACAAUGUAAAACUGGGAGAGUAUAUGUACUUAGAAAUAAAUUACGUGGAGUAAUAUCCUUUUAUUGGAUGCAAGAUUAUGAUGAUUCUAAAGACGAAAUAUUUGUAAAGCAGUUUAAUUCUAUCAUAGCAAAUGAUUUAGCAAAGGAUAAUAUAAAUAAAAAAAAAUAUAAUCCAACUGAUUAUAUGCCUGAACUAUCUGAAUUAAUAUUUCCUCAAACUAAGAAUAUACAAAACAUAGAUUCAAGAAAAGGGGUUUAUUUUAAAGAUUUAUUUACGAAUGAGUAUUUCUCAAAGCUAUUAGAAAUACCUGAUGCUGCUGAAGAAUUAAAAAAGCAUAUGCCUGAAGGAUAUCAAAAUAAAGAUGAUAUUAUAGACCUUAUAAACAGUCGAGCUUUGAAUUCAAAUUUGAAGGCUCUUGACAUAUCAUUAUCUUCACAUCUAAAUUUUAUAUUAAUUUCAUUAAAUUUACCACCUCAAGAAAAUGAAAUAAAUGAUCCAAUGGAAUAUAUUGUUGAAACUUUAGAAAAAAAAUAUAAGAAAGAAGAAAAUAAUUAA
Molecule: messenger RNA, 762 nt
Organism: Plasmodium gallinaceum
Lineage: Eukaryota; Apicomplexa; Aconoidasida; Haemosporida; Plasmodiidae
Gene: RPN13
Product: 26S proteasome regulatory subunit RPN13, putative
Exons: 11
Coding region: 1-762 (253 amino acids)
Biological process (GO): ubiquitin-dependent protein catabolic process
Cellular component (GO): cytoplasm; proteasome regulatory particle, lid subcomplex; nucleus
Molecular function (GO): proteasome binding; endopeptidase activator activity; ubiquitin binding
Source: RefSeq, a predicted model, not a curated record